Callithrix jacchus (white-tufted-ear marmoset) is the source of this 21625-nucleotide messenger RNA. RefSeq names its product zinc finger homeobox 3 (gene ZFHX3). The record is from RefSeq and is a predicted model, not a curated record. Lineage: Eukaryota; Metazoa; Chordata; Mammalia; Primates; Cebidae. Gene Ontology annotation, biological process: regulation of neuron differentiation; regulation of transcription by RNA polymerase II. Gene Ontology annotation, cellular component: nucleus. Gene Ontology annotation, molecular function: DNA-binding transcription factor activity, RNA polymerase II-specific; zinc ion binding; RNA polymerase II cis-regulatory region sequence-specific DNA binding.
GCCAGCCGGACGCAGUGGCUCAUAUAUGUAAUGCCAGCACUUUGGGAGGCUGAGGUGGGUGGAUCAUGAGGUCAAGAGAUGGAGACCACCCUGGCCAACAUGGUGAAACCCUGUCUCUACUAAAAAUACAAAAAUUAGCUGGGUGUGGUGUUGAGCACUUGUAAUCCUGGCUACUUAGGAGGCUGAGGCAGGAGAAUCACUUGAACCCAGGAGGCAGAGGUUGUAGUGAGCCAAGAUUGUACCACUGCAUUCCAGCCUGGUGACAGUGAGAUGCCGUCUUGGAAAAAGAAAAUUUUUAAGCCAUCAUUUUAAUUAAAACACAAUUUCAUGGAAUAUUUUAAUAUUAGUCACUGUGAUGAAAAGCAUUUAUAAAGCCUGCUCAGCAUUAGUGUUUCAUAUUUUGCAUGCAAACAUAGAAGCCAGAUUUGGAACUACUAGAGCCUCUUUGGAACGUAGCCCAAAGGGAGGAAAGCAGACAUAUGGAAGAGAGUUUUAGGAUAUUUAUGCUUCUUCACAAACAACACAUGUUUCUAAAUUAAAAAAGGUCUGACCAUGUCUGUGUAUUUUUUGGCAUCCUCAACAUUUCCCAUGCAAAUGGGUGAGUUACAUAAUUUUCUUCUCUAGUUCUGUAUUAGAAAGGGCAGAGCAUGAAGAUGGGACGUUGGUUCUCAGCUAUUCAUAUUGUUAGUCAGUGAAGGAAUCAAUCACAUAGCAGACAGCUUUGAUACCCAUUCUCACUUUUUGACUGUCUGUAUGUAAGGACCUAUAUAUGUGAUACGGUGGCUGACCAUGGUGUUUACAAGAAAUUCACUGUGUUUUGUUCUUAAUCAUAAGUCAAUCAAGCCAAUCAUUUCCACAGAGCUCAAACAAUGUGGAUAGAACUAUUACAUGGCCCGUAUGAUUUUAAAAAUAAAUUGGACUGUGAUUUUUCUGAGAAGCAGAAAAUGCUCUGGGUAGCAAGGGGUACCUGUUUCUGAAAAAAAGUUGGGAGACAAGAGAGAGUUUUCAAGCAUCAAAAUGAAUGUGGGUUUGAAGUUAAAAAAAAAAAAAAAGGGAAAACCAAAAUGACUGCAAGUGUUUUGAAUGGCUGAAAGCAUCCGCACUUAAUUUAUGUUCCAUUGUUUGCGACAUAGCAUGUGAUGUCACCCAGUACUGGUUUCUGGAGGGGCACCUAAGUGUAUCCGGUGCUAACUGUAGUGUGAUGAACUGUACCAACAGCUUAAAGAGAGACACAUGAUCCCUGCAUUGUUCCAGUAUCUAAUUAGAUACUGAGUAGUGGGCGAAUGUUGAAUAUUGAGAGCAAGAAAAAGAAUCUGGCAUGUCUUUUGUCGAAAUUCAGUCCCCUCAUUUCCCCCCUACAUUCUCCACGGCAGUCUGAACAUUUUUCAAUCACUUUUUUUAAGGAUACAGUGACUUUUAUCACAAUUUUAUCAAUCAAAACCACAUGUGGUUGCCCCGUUGAUGACAGAGAAUAACAAAAUCCUAUUUGUUAAGACCAAACUCAGGUAGUAAAUAACUGGAAUGCAAUGUGAAAUCUUACUUCUUUAAAAAGAAACAAUGUUGCCUAAAAAUUUGGAGAGUGAAAUGAACUUUUUGAAGGGAAAACCAUAUGAAAUUACACUGGUGGCUUAGUAACUUUUCCCCCUAUCAGAUCAAUUCUAUUUUUGCCCCAAAACCAUCACACUCAGCAAGCAUCCUCCUUCAAACUACCCAGCCUAUGAACAAGAAUGCUGUGGCAGAUUGCGUAAACUAGUGACGUAGACAAGUGUGGAUUAUAGUCAUGACCAUGUGACAGAGCAGGGGCCAGCAAACUACUGACAAUGGGCCAAAUUUGGACCAGUGCCUAUUUUUACGAAUAAAGUUUUAUUGGAACACAGCUAUGCCCCUUCACUGACAUGUCGUCUCUAGUUGCUUUCGUGAAACGAUUGCAGAAUGGGGUGGUUGCAAAAGAGACUAAGGGGCCCACAGUUUGUUUUGUUAUCCUAACUUUUACAGACAUAGUUUACUAACUCCUCUUUUAGAUGAUCAAGGAUAAAAUGUGAUCAGACAAAGCACGAUCAUAAUAACUGGCCCCUGGGGAAGAGGGAUUAAGAAGAAUUGUGGUAACUUAAGAAACAUUUCCUUCGAAUUCUUGGGCCAUAACAUUGUUUUGUUUUUAGUGGUAUAAGGAAGACUAAUCCUGUGUACGUCACAAAGGUCAUCGGCAGUCACUCAAAGACCUCUAUUCUAUAUGACUGGAAUUCUUUGCUCUUGGAGUUGGUUUUGGCCAGUAGCCAGGACGUCUCUGUCUAGCCUUCUCUGUCUAGCCUCUCACCCAUGUCCUGGUUCUGAAAGGACCUGGCUACAACCUAAAUGCAUAGUAGCUGCUUUAAGGAGUGUGGAAGCUUCAGGUCCCUCCUUUGACAUCUUCGUUGUGGAAUGACUUGUCCUAGCAUUCAUAUUCCAGGAUCGUUAGGGAUUAAGCAUAGCCUUGCUUUUGGAAAGUGAUGAAUGUUUGGGUGUCAUUUUGUCUGUUUUUAUUUUUAGCUCUGGAACCCGUUUGAUUUUUGGAAUGCUAUCCAUUUUAGUACGAUUGCGCAAAGAGAACAUGUAAUCGUAUCUUGAACAAGAUCUUUGAUCACUUAAUUGAUGAAUUAAAGACCCUCAAAGGCUGUGCACCAGGCGGAAUGCUUCAGAUGUACCAGUAAUUUUAGAAGUGCUUUGUUAUUAGUUCCUUAUUUCCAGCCGUCCUGCAAAAGGUAUUUUGAAAUGUAUAUUGAAGUCAAAGCCAAGCUGCCUCUCUUCCCCAACAGCUAUAGAGCUCCAGGGAACUUUUCUAGGAAGUCGGUGUCAGGAUAUUUGGAAAGGUUAAUUCAUCUCUAGGUGAUAGGAACCAGGUUGUGUCCAUUUGAACUGAGAGAAUGAAAGGAGGAGGAGGACAAAAGUGAGACACUAGAAAAAAAUACAGCCUACAUAACCAGAGAAAAUCGCCAUGAAAUGUGUAAGGCCUGUGGGCCUUUGCUUAAAAGAAAUCAGGCUGGGGGCAGUUUAGAAUUUUAAUGGUAAAAUGAAAGGUCUCGACUGUGAUUAGAUAUUUUCAGGUGAUUGAUGCUCCCCUACCAUCCACCACAUCACUGUUGGUGAUAGCGAGAUGGUAAUAAUUUCAGCAGACUCGUUUGAUUUUAUGUUUUGCUAUCUCACAAAGCUGAGAUGGCAAGUUGAUUUCUCAGCAGCCUCUCCCAGCUCUAGCUUGUUUCCAUAUCUGAAUUACAGGACAUCUUUUGAAUGUACCCCUGUCACUCAGAAAAUAAGCUGAAUCUUUUGUGUCCAGCCCGAAUACUUGGGACUCUGGGUGCCUUUGUGCUUUGCUGCAUGAAGUGAGAAGGGGAAACAUGGAUGGUGUGAGCCAUCCGUGUGUCUUGGCGGCAGAUCAUAGAAUAGAGUUCUUCGUUGUAUAUACACCCAUGUCUGAAAUAUUGAAAUACUUUUUACUUGGGGAUCAAAGUUUAAUUGGGGACAUUUCACCUGACUUCAGGGAGGCAGUACAAAGAGUGCUGAAUUGUGAGCCAGAGGCUUGCAUUCUGGUGCUGAUGUUUUACUCAGAAUCCUUUAAUUUGUGGCUUGUUGGUAUCUUAGUCCAUUGGGGCUGUUAUAAUGAAAAGCCAUAAACUCAGUAGCUUCGAAACCAUGGAAGCUUAUUUCUUAGAGUUCCUGAGGCUGAGGAGUCCAAGAUCAAGGCAGAUGCGGUGUCUAGUGAGAGUCUGUUUCGUCGUAGGUGGUGCCAUCCUGCUCUGUCCUCACCUUGUAGAAAAGGCAAGGAGUUUCUCUCAGGCCUCUUUUAUAGGGGCAUGAAUUCUAUUCAUGAGGGCUUCCCCUCAUGACCUGAUCACCUCCCAGGGACCCCACCUCCUGAUAUCAUGCCCUUGGAGGUUAGGAUUUCAACAUACAAGUUUGACAGGGACACAGACAUUGAGACUGUAGUGGCUGUAUAUAUGAAUGGUCACAUCUGUCAAUGGCAGAGACGCACAGCUACAGACCUUAUUAGACUAUUUGUUUAGGCUCAUGAAAUAGACGAUUCUGAUACUGGAGAGGAGAAAAGAAUUAUGCAAAUGUGGCAUGCCUAUACCCCUCUGAAAUAGAAUACACCUGGAAAUUUGAGUUUAGUAUUGGGGACCACAUUUUAAGGCAUAUAUUUCAAAUUAGAAUAUGUCCAGGAUGGUGAGAGGACUUGAAAUCAACUUUCCCUUCAGUGAAGUUUUGAGUAUUUAUUAUGCACCAAACACUGUACCAACCACUGGAAAUAUAGUGGUUAAAGGCAAAUAUGAGGUCAGGUGCAGUGGCUCAUGCCUGUAAUCCCAACAGUUUGGGAGACCGAGGCAGGUGGAUCACCUGAGGUCAGGAGUUCGAGACCAGCCUGGCUAACAUGGUGAAACCCUAUCUCUACUAAAAACAAAAAUUAGCUAGAUGUGGUGGCACAUGCCUAUAAUCUCAGCUACUCAGGAGGUGGAGACAGGAGAAUUGCUUGAACCUGGGAGGCAGAGAUUUCCAUGAGCUCAGCUGGCACCAUUACAUUUCAGCCUGGGCAACAGAACGAAACUCCAUCUCAACAACAGCAACAAAAAGACAAAUAUGAAAACUACCCUCAUGGAGCUUAUAGUCUAAAGGAGAAAAUGAAAUAAUUGAGCACACACACAAGCUAUCUAUUUAGCUAAUGAAAACUUAUGAGGGAGCUGUGAUAUAUAGGUAGUGGGGAAUGGGUCCUAAUUUAGAAGGUGUCAGAGGCAAUAUCUAGAAGGAAAUAAUAUUUUAACUGAGGGUGGAAGGAUGGGAAAAAUAGGUUGGCGAGCAUUCCAGAAGAGUGUAAGAGUCCUGAGAUGGGAAGAAACCUGCCAUGCCCUAGGGACUGAGCAGACUGCUGCACCUCUGAUGCAAUAAAGGAGGGCAGGGGAGAGUGAGGCAGCAUCACAGAGGAAGGCUUGGGUCAUACCACUCAAGGUUUGAAGUGCUCUGGGUGGGAGGCUGAAGUUUACUCAGUGUCAUGGGAAGCCACGGAGGGUUUUCAAGCAAGGGAGUGAGGUGAUCUGCUUGAUAAUUUAGAAAGACUGUUGGCUCCCACAUGAAGAUGGCUGAAGAAAGGUGGGCCAGGAAGGGGGCCGUGAAGAGACUGCAUGAGCCCAGGCUGAGAUGAAGAAAUGCAUAUGAAUUCGUAUACACCAAAAAGAAAAAUGGGCAGCUUUUGUGUUAAAAUGCAGAUCCGUGAUGCAUGAGGUCAGCAGCAGUGUGUGUGCAGUGAAAUUCACAGCAGGCAGAUGGGAACGUGGAGAAAUUCUAUAAACCUUCAGAAGCUAGACAUUGCCAACCUCAGGAAGGCUUCUGGACUUUUUGAAUUCUGAUACCAAAAGAAGAAGUCAAAGAAUUCCUGCUUUGGGACUUGAAAAGGAGAACAAGGAACAAGUAUAAAAUAUCCCCGUCUCAUGACCCUGUCGAGUUCCGAGGGAAAUGAACAUAUGAAAGACUGCGGGACAUCCUUGCAAAAGAGGCGCAAGGCUCCUGACUCCUGAGGAGGACUCUGCCGCCUGCUGGCCCCGUUAGACGGAGGGCUCUCCUAGCAUCUUAUUCUUGUUUGGAGGUUUUCAAAGACCACAUAUGGUCUCCAGGACUGGAGGAGUCUGAAUCGCAGUUCUUCCCAGACUCUGAUUUGGGGAACCUAGAUGCGGUGCUUGUUAAGAAGACAACCUUGAGUCCUUGCUCUCAUCACCUUCACCAUCAAUUUGGGGAAGCUCAGAAGAUAUAAGUUACAGCCCCCGGAAGUCAAGCCUAGCCCCACUGGAUGAUGUCCAGCUUUGCCGGAGUUAGAGAGGAGACGGCCGGUUAGCCCAAGAUGAAGACAAGACCGACAAGUGGCGGGGCUCCAGGCUGGUGUAAUAGCCCGAGAGUGGACAGGGUGCAGCCGUGACUCCAUCUCUUCCUACAGGACCUGGAAGCUCUGAAAUCCCUGGAACCCCCAAAGGAGCUGAACGAAAGGGGCUCCCAAACGGACCAAAGUGAUCAGCUGUGGUUCUGCAUCCGCCGGACUCUUUCAGGGUCGUCCCCUGCGGCCUGACACAGACGUCUGUUGGCCUGGGCGCACUUCCGGCUUUCAAUAUGCAUCUUUUCCUUUUGCAACCCAAAUACAAUGUGCACGGGGUGGCACGCGGCCUUUAAGUGAACCUGGAAGUCAACGCCAGGUCCGAUCCUCCGUACUGGGUGCAAUGAAAGCUCCACGCAGGCCUUACCAUGGAAGGCUGUGACUCGCCUGUCGUCUCGGGGAAGGACAAUGGGUGCGGUAUUCCUCAGCACCAGCAAUGGACUGAACUCAACAGCACCCACCUCCCUGACAAACCCAGUAGCAUGGAGCAGUCCACAGGCGAGAGCCACGGGCCCCUGGAUAGCCUGAGGGCCCCCUUCAAUGAGCGCCUGGCGGAGAGCGCUUCAUCGGCUGGGCCCCCCGCCGAGCCUGCCAGCAAGGAGGUCGCCUGCAACGAGUGCUCGGCCUCCUUCGCCAGCCUCCAGACCUACAUGGAGCACCACUGCCCUGGCGCGCGCCCCCCGCCACCCCUGAGAGAGGAGAGCGCCAGCGACACCGGCGAGGAGGGGGACGAGGAGAGUGAUGUGGAGAACCUGGCCGGGGAGAUUGUGUACCAGCCAGAUGGCUCUGCCUACAUUGUGGAGAGCCUGAGCCAGCUGACCCAGGGCGGGGGCGCCAGUGGCAGCAAUGGCAGCAGUGGCAGUGGGCCUCUCCCCUCGCUCUUCCUGAACUCUCUCCCCGGCGCGGGGGGCAAGCAAGGGGACCCUUCGUGUGCUGCACCCGUGUACCCGCAGAUCAUCAACACUUUCCACAUAGCCUCAUCCUUCGGGAAAUGGUUUGAGGGCCCAGACCAGGCUUUCCCGAAUACCUCAGCCCUGGCGGGGCUCAGCCCCGUCCUGCACAGCUUCCGCGUGUUUGACGUGCGACACAAAAGCAACAAGGAUUACCUGAACAGCGACGGUUCUGCCAAAAGCUCCUGCGUAGCCAAAGAUGUCCCCAACAAUGUGGACCUGUCCAAAUUCGACGGCUUCGUGCUCUAUGGCAAGAGGAAGCCCAUCCUGAUGUGUUUCCUGUGCAAGCUCUCCUUCGGGUACGUCCGUUCGUUUGUGACCCACGCGGUGCAUGAUCAUCGAAUGACCCUGAGCGAAGACGAGCGGAAAAUUCUUAGCAAUAAGAACAUCUCCGCUAUCAUCCAAGGGAUCGGCAAAGACAAGGAACCCCUUGUAAGUUUUCUGGAACCAAAAAACAAAAACUUUCAACACCCUUUAGUUUCCACAGCUAACCUCAUAGGCCCCGGACACAGUUUUUACGGUAAAUUUAGUGGCAUUCGCAUGGAAGGGGAGGAAGCUCUCCCAGCCGGCUCUGCUGCGGGCCCCGAGCAGCCCCAGGCUGGUCUCUUGACCCCCAGCACCCUGUUGAACCUUGGUGGGCUCACCAGCUCGGUCCUGAAGACCCCCAUUACCUCAGUCCCCCUGGGGCCUCUGGCUUCCAGUCCUACCAAAUCCUCAGAGGGCAAGGACUCUGGGGCAGCAGAAGGAGAGAAGCAAGAAGCAGGCGACGGGGACUGCUUCUCUGAGAAAGUAGAGCCAAUCGAAGAGGAGGCGGAGGAGGAAGAGGAGGAGGAAGAGGCGGAGGAGGAGGAGGAAGAGGAGGAGGAGGAGGAAGAGGAGGAGGAAGACGAGGGUUGCAAAGGACUCUUUCCCAGCGAGUUGGAUGAGGAACUGGAGGACAGGCCCCACGAGGAGGCUGGGGCCGCGGCAGGUAGUAGCAGCCAAAAGGACCUUGCUCUCUCAAACCAAAGCAUUCCUAACUCCCCCUUAAUGCCUAACGUGCUCCAGACCCUGUCAAGGGGCACAGCUUCUACUAGUUCUAGUUCUGCUUCUUCCUUUGUUGUCUUUGAUGGUGCGAACAGGAGGAAUCGUUUAAGCUUUAACAGUGAGGGCGUCAGGGCCAAUGUGGCAGAGGGCGGCAGGAGGCUGGACUUCGCUGAUGAAAGUGCCAAUAAAGACAAUGCCACAGCACCAGAACCAAAUGAAAGCACAGAGGGCGACGAUGGGGGCUUCGUCCCCCAUCACCAGCACGCUGGCUCCCUCUGCGAGCUUGGGGUGGGGGAGUGCCCCUCGGGGAGUGGCGUGGAGUGCCCCAAAUGUGACACGGUCCUGGGCUCCUCCCGCUCGCUGGGCGGCCACAUGACCAUGAUGCAUUCUCGUAACUCGUGCAAGACACUCAAGUGCCCCAAGUGCAACUGGCACUAUAAGUACCAGCAGACCCUGGAGGCGCACAUGAAGGAGAAGCACCCGGAGCCUGGGGGCUCCUGCGUCUACUGCAAAAGCGGGCAGCCCCACCCCCGGUUGGCACGAGGCGAGAGCUACACGUGUGGUUACAAGCCUUUCCGCUGCGAGGUGUGUAACUACUCCACAACGACCAAAGGCAACCUCAGUAUUCACAUGCAGUCCGACAAGCAUCUCAACAACAUGCAGAACCUGCAGAACGGAGGGGGGGAGCAGGUCUUCAGCCACACCGCUGGGGCGGCGGCAGCGGCGGCGGCUGCGGCGGCAGCAGCAGCCAACAUCAGUAGCUCCUGCGGGGCCCCCUCGCCCACCAAACCAAAAACCAAACCCACCUGGCGGUGCGAGGUGUGCGAUUACGAGACCAACGUGGCCAGGAACCUUCGCAUCCACAUGACCAGCGAGAAGCACAUGCACAACAUGAUGUUACUGCAGCAGAACAUGACCCAGAUGCAGCACAACCGCCACCUGGGGCUCGGCAGCCUGCCCUCGCCCGCAGAGGCCGAGCUCUACCAGUACUACCUGGCCCAGAACAUGAACCUGCCCAACUUGAAGAUGGACAACGCGGCCUCGGACGCCCAGUUCAUGAUGAGCGGAUUCCAGCUGGAUCCCGCCGGGCCCAUGGCCGCCAUGACGCCAGCUCUAGUGGGCGGUGAGAUCCCCCUAGACAUGCGGCUCGGGGGCGGGCAGCUGGUGUCAGAGGAGCUGAUGAACCUGGGGGAGAGCUUCAUCCAGACCAAUGACCCGUCGCUGAAGCUCUUCCAGUGCGCCGUCUGCAACAAGUUCACGACGGACAACCUGGACAUGCUGGGCCUGCACAUGAACGUGGAGCGCAGCCUGUCGGAGGACGAGUGGAAGGCGGUGAUGGGGGACUCGUACCAGUGCAAGCUCUGUCGCUACAACACCCAGCUCAAGGCAAACUUCCAGCUGCACUGCAAGACAGACAAGCACGUGCAGAAGUACCAGCUGGUGGCCCACAUCAAGGAGGGCGGCAAGGCCAACGAGUGGAGGCUCAAGUGUGUGGCCAUCGGCAACCCCGUGCACCUCAAGUGCAACGCCUGCGACUACUACACCAACAGCCUGGAGAAGCUGCGGCUGCACACGGUCAACUCCAGGCAUGAGGCCAGCCUGAAGCUGUACAAGCACCUGCAGCAGCACGAAAGUGGUGUGGAAGGUGAGAGCUGCUAUUACCACUGCGUCCUGUGCAACUACUCCACCAAGGCCAAGCUCAACCUCAUCCAGCACGUGCGCUCCAUGAAGCACCAGCGAAGUGAGAGCCUGCGAAAGCUGCAGAGGCUGCAGAAGGGCCUUCCGGAGGAGGACGAGGACCUGGGGCAGAUCUUCACCAUCCGCAGAUGCCCCUCCACAGACCCAGAAGAAGCCAUUGAAGAUGUUGAAGGACCCAGUGAAACAGCUGCUGAUCCAGAGGAGCUUGCUAAGGACCAAGAGAGUGGAGGCGAGAAAGACCAGGGAAAGUGGACAGCAUCGUCCAGCCAAGCAGAGAAGGAGCUGACAGAUUCUCCUGCAACCUCCAAACGCAUCUCCUUCCCAGGUAGCUCAGAGUCUCCCCUUUCUUCGAAGCGACCAAAAACAUCUGAGGAGAUCAAACCGGAACAGAUGUACCAGUGUCCCUACUGCAAGUACAGUAAUGCUGACGUCAACCGGCUCCGGGUGCAUGCCAUGACGCAGCACUCAGUGCAGCCCAUGCUUCGCUGCCCCCUGUGCCAGGACAUGCUCAACAACAAGAUCCACCUCCAGCUGCACCUCACCCACCUCCACAGCGUGGCACCUGACUGUGUGGAGAAGCUCAUUAUGACGGUGACCACUCCCGAGAUGGUGAUGCCCAGCAGCAUGUUCCUCCCAGCAGCUGUUCCAGAUCGAGAUGGGAAUUCCAAUUUGGAAGAGGCAGGAAAGCAGCCUGAAACCUCAGAGGAUCUGGGAAAGAACAUCUUGCAAUCUGCGAGCACAGAGCAAAGUGGAGAUUUGAAACCCUCCCCUGCUGACCCAGGCUCUGUGAGAGAGGACUCAGGCUUCCUCUGCUGGAAGAAGGGUUGCAACCAGGUUUUCAAAACUUCUGCUGCCCUUCAGACGCAUUUCAAUGAAGUGCAUGCCAAGAGGCCUCAGCUGCCGGUGUCAGAUCGCCAUGUGUACAAGUACCGCUGUAAUCAGUGUAGUCUGGCCUUCAAGACCAUUGAAAAGUUGCAGCUUCAUUCUCAGUACCAUGUGAUCAGAGCUGCUACCAUGUGCUGUCUUUGUCAGCGCAGUUUCCGAACUUUCCAGGCUCUGAAGAAGCACCUCGAGACAAGCCACUUGGAGCUGAGUGAGGCUGACAUCCAACAGCUUUAUGGUGGCCUUCUGGCCAAUGGGGACCUCCUGGCAAUGGGAGAUCCCACCCUGGCUGAGGACCAUACCAUAAUUGUUGAGGAAGACAAGGAAGAAGAGAGUGACUUGGAAGAUAAACAGAGCCCAACGGGCAGUGACUCUGGGUCAGUACAAGAAGACUCAGGCUCAGAGCCAAAGAGAGCUCUGCCUUUCAGAAAAGGUCCCAAUUUUACUAUGGAAAAAUUCCUAGACCCUUCUCGCCCUUACAAGUGUACCGUCUGCAAGGAAUCUUUCACUCAAAAGAAUAUCCUGCUAGUACACUACAAUUCUGUCUCCCACCUGCAUAAGUUAAAGAGAGCCCUUCAAGAAUCAGCAACUGGUCAGCCAGAACCCACCAGCAGCCCAGACAACAAACCUUUUAAGUGUAACACUUGUAAUGUGGCCUACAGCCAGAGUUCCACUCUGGAGAUCCACAUGAGGUCUGUGUUACAUCAAACCAAGGCCCGGGCAGCCAAGCUGGAGGCUGCAAGUGGCAGUAGCAACGGGACAGGGAACAGCAGCGGUAUUUCCCUGAGCUCCUCCACACCAAGUCCUGUGAGCACCAGUGGCAGUAACACCUUUACCACCUCCAAUCCAAGCAGUGCUGGCAUCGCUCCAAGCUCCAACUUACUGAGCCAAGUGCCCACUGAGAGUGUAGGGAUGCCACCCCUGGGGAAUCCUAUCGGUGCCAACAUUGCUUCCCCUUCAGAGCCCAAGGAGGCCAAUCGGAAGAAACUGGCAGACAUGAUUGCAUCCAGGCAGCAGCAACAGCAACAGCAGCAGCAGCAGCAACAACAACAAGCACAAACCCUGGCCCAGGCCCAGGCCCAGGUUCAAGCUCACUUGCAGCAGGAGCUGCAGCAGCAGGCUGCCUUGAUCCAGUCUCAGCUGUUUAACCCCACCCUCCUUCCUCACUUCCCCAUGACCACUGAGACCCUGCUACAGCUACAGCAGCAGCAGCACCUCCUCUUCCCUUUCUACAUCCCAAGUGCUGAGUUCCAGCUCAACCCCGAGGUGAGCUUGCCAGUGACCAGUGGGGCACUGACGCUGACAGGGACAGGCCCAGGCCUGCUGGAAGAUCUGAAGGCUCAGGUUCAGGUCCCACAGCAGAGCCACCAGCAGAUCUUACAGCAGCAGCAGCAGCAACAGCAGAGCCAACUCUCUCUAGCCCAGAGUCACUCCACCCUCCUUCAGCCAAGCCAGCACCCAGAAAAGAAGAACAAAUUGGUCAUCAAAGAAAAGGAAAAAGAAAGCCAGAGAGAGAGGGAUGGUGCUGAGGGGGGAGAGAGCAACACCGGCCCAAAGGAAACCCAACCAGAUGCCUUGAAGGCCAAAGAGAAGAAAGAGUUGGCACCAGGGGGUAGUUCUGAGCCUUCCAUGCUCCCUCCACGCAUCGCUUCAGAUGCCAGAGGGAAUGCCACCAAGGCCCUGCUGGAGAACUUUGGCUUUGAGUUGGUCAUUCAGUAUAAUGAGAACAAGCAGAAGGUGCAGAAAAAGAACGGGAAGAGUGAGCAGGGAGAGAACCUGGAAAAGCUCGAGUGUGACUCCUGUGGCAAGUUGUUUUCCAACAUCUUGAUUUUAAAGAGUCAUCAAGAGCAUGUUCAUCAGAAUUACUUUCCCUUCAAACAGCUCGAGAGGUUUGCCAAGCAGUACAGAGACCACUACGAUAAACUGUACCCACUGAGGCCCCAGACCCCAGAGCCGCCACCACCUCCCCCUCCACCCCCUCCACCCCCACUUCCGGCAGCGCCACCUCAGCCAGCGUCCACGCCAGCCAUCCCUGCGUCAGCCCCGCCGAUUACCUCACCUACGAUUGCACCGGCCCAGCCAUCUGUGCCGCUCACCCAGCUCUCCAUGCCCAUGGAGCUGCCCAUCUUCUCGCCACUGAUGAUGCAGACGAUGCCGCUGCAGACCUUGCCAGCUCAGCUGCCCCCGCAGCUGGGACCUGUGGAGCCUCUGCCUGCGGACCUGGCUCAGCUGUACCAGCAUCAGCUCAAUCCAACCCUGCUGCAGCAGCAGAACAAGAGGCCUCGCACCAGGAUCACGGAUGAUCAGCUCCGAGUCUUGCGGCAAUAUUUUGACAUUAACAAUUCCCCCAGUGAAGAGCAAAUCAAAGAGAUGGCAGAUAAGUCUGGGUUGCCCCAGAAAGUGAUCAAGCACUGGUUCAGGAACACUCUCUUCAAAGAGAGGCAGCGUAACAAGGACUCCCCUUACAACUUCAGUAAUCCUCCUAUCACCAGCCUGGAGGAGCUAAAGAUUGACUCCCGGCCCCCUUCACCGGAACCUCCGAAGCAGGAGUACUGGGGAAGCAAGAGGUCUUCAAGAACAAGGUUUACGGACUACCAGCUGAGGGUCUUACAGGACUUCUUUGAUGCCAAUGCUUACCCAAAGGAUGAUGAAUUUGAGCAACUCUCUAAUUUACUGAACCUUCCAACCCGAGUCAUAGUGGUGUGGUUUCAGAAUGCCCGACAGAAGGCCAGGAAGAAUUAUGAGAAUCAGGGAGAGGGCAAAGAUGGAGAGCGGCGUGAGCUUACAAAUGACAGAUAUAUUCGAACAAGCAACUUGAACUACCAGUGCAAAAAAUGUAGCCUGGUGUUUCAGCGCAUCUUUGAUCUCAUCAAACACCAGAAGAAGCUGUGUUACAAGGAUGAGGAUGAGGAGGGGCAGGAUGACAGCCAAAAUGAGGAUUCCAUGGAUGCCAUGGAAAUCCUGACACCUACCAGCUCCUCCUGCAGCACCCCGAUGCCCUCACAGGCUUACAGUGCCCCAGCACCGUCAGCCAAUAAUACAGCUUCCUCCGCUUUCUUGCAGCUUACAGUAGAGGCUGAGGACCUGGCCACCUUCAAUUCAAAAACAGAGGCAAGCGAUGAGAAACCAAAGCUGGUGGAAGCUCCCAGUGCCCAGCCAAACCAAACCCAAGAAAAGCAAGGACAACCAAAGCCAGAGCUGCAGCAGCAAGAGCAGCCCGAGCAGCAGAAAACCAAUACCCCACAGCAGAAGCUCCCCCAGCUGGCAUCCCUGCCUUCACUGCCACAGCCUCCUCCGCAAGCACCUCCUCCACAGUGCCCCUUACCCCAGUCAAGUCCCAGCCCUUCCCAGCUCUCCCACCUGCCCCUCAAGCCCCUUCACACAUCAACUCCUCAGCAGCUGGCAAACCUACCUCCUCAGCUAAUCCCUUACCAGUGUGACCAGUGUAAGUUGGCAUUUCCAUCAUUUGAGCACUGGCAGGAGCAUCAGCAGCUCCACUUCCUGAGUGCACAGAACCAGUUCAUCCACCCCCAGUUUUUGGACAGGUCACUGGAUAUGCCUUUCAUGCUUUUUGAUCCCAGUAACCCACUCCUGGCCAGCCAGCUGCUCUCUGGGGCCAUACCUCAGAUUCCAGCAAGCUCUGCCACUUCUCCUUCAACUCCAACGUCCACGAUGAACACUCUCAAGAGGAAGCUGGAGGAAAAGGCCAGUGCAAGCCCUGGCGAAAAUGACAGUGGGACAGGAGGAGAAGAGCCUCAGAGAGACAAGCGUUUGAGAACAACCAUCACACCAGAACAACUAGAAAUUCUCUACCAGAAGUAUCUACUGGACUCUAAUCCGACUCGAAAGAUGUUGGAUCAUAUUGCGCAUGAGGUGGGCUUGAAGAAACGUGUGGUGCAAGUCUGGUUUCAGAAUACCAGAGCUCGGGAAAGGAAAGGACAGUUCCGGGCUGUGGGCCCAGCUCAGGCCCACAGGAGAUGCCCUUUUUGCAGAGCGCUUUUCAAAGCCAAGACUGCUCUCGAGGCUCACAUCCGGUCCCGUCACUGGCAUGAAGCCAAGAGAGCUGGCUACAACCUAACACUGUCUGCGAUGCUCUUAGACUGUGAUGGGGGACUCCAGAUGAAAGGAGAUAUUUUUGACGGAACUAGCUUUUCCCACCUACCCCCAAGCAGUAGUGAUGGUCAGGGUGUCCCUCUCUCACCUGUGAGUAAAACCAUGGAGUUGUCACCGAGAACUCUUCUUAGCCCUUCCUCCAUUAAGGUGGAAGGGAUUGAAGACUUUGAAAGCCCCUCCAUGUCCUCAGUUAAUCUAAACUUUGACCAAACUAAGCUGGACAACGAUGACUGUUCCUCUGUCAACACAGCAAUCACAGAUACCACAACUGGAGAUGAGGGCAAUGCAGAUAAUGACAGUGCAACGGGAAUAGUAACUGAAACCAAAUCCUCUUCUGCACCCAAUGAAGGGUUGACCAAAGCGGCCAUGAUGGCAAUGUCUGAGUAUGAAGAUAGGUUGUCAUCUGGUCUGGUCAGCCCUGCCCCGAGCUUUUAUAGCAAGGAAUAUGACAAUGAAGGUACAGUGGACUACAGUGAAACCUCAAGCCUUGCAGACCCCUGCUCCCCAAGUCCUGGUGCUAGUGGAUCUGCAGGCAAAUCUGGGGACAGCGGGGAUCGGCCUGGGCAGAAACGUUUUCGCACUCAAAUGACCAAUCUGCAGCUGAAGGUCCUCAAGUCAUGCUUUAAUGACUACAGGACACCCACUAUGCUAGAGUGUGAGGUGCUGGGCAAUGACAUUGGACUGCCAAAGAGAGUCGUUCAGGUCUGGUUCCAGAAUGCCCGGGCAAAAGAAAAGAAGUCCAAGUUAAGCAUGGCCAAGCAUUUUGGUAUAAACCAAACGAGUUACGAGGGACCCAAAACAGAGUGCACUUUGUGUGGCAUCAAGUACAGCGCUCGGCUGUCUGUACGUGACCAUAUCUUUUCCCAACAGCAUAUCUCCAAAGUUAAAGACACCAUUGGAAGCCAGUUGGACAAGGAGAAAGAAUACUUUGACCCAGCCACUGUACGUCAGUUGAUGGCUCAACAAGAGUUGGACCGGAUUAAAAAGGCUAAUGAGGUCCUUGGACUGGCAGCUCAGCAGCAAGGGAUGUUUGACAACACCCCUCUUCAGGCCCUUAACCUUCCUACUGCAUAUCCAGCGCUCCAGGGCAUUCCUCCCGUGUUGCUCCCGGGCCUCAACAGCCCCUCCUUGCCAGGCUUUACUCCAUCCAACACAGCUUUAACGUCUCCUAAGCCGAACUUGAUGGGUCUGCCCAGCACAACUGUUCCUUCCCCUGGCCUCCCCACAUCUGGAUUACCAAAUAAACCGUCCUCAGCGUCGCUGAGCUCCCCAACCCCAGCACAAGCCACCAUGGCGAUGGCCCCUCAGCAACCCCCCCAACCCCAGCAGCAGCAGCAGCAGCCACAGGUGCAGCAGCCUCCCCCGCCGCCAGCAGCCCAGCCGCCACCCACACCACAGCUCCCACAGCAACAGCAGCAGCAACGCAAGGACAAAGACAGUGAGAAAGUAAAGGAGAAGGAAAAGGCACACAAAGGGAAAGGGGAACCCCUGCCUGUCCCCAAGAAGGAGAAAGGAGAGGCCCCCACGGCAGCUGUAGCCACGAUCUCAGCCCCGCUGCCCACCAUGGAGUAUGCGGUGGACCCUGCACAGCUGCAGGCCCUGCAGGCAGCCUUGACUUCGGACCCUACAGCGUUGCUCACAAGCCAGUUCCUUCCUUACUUUGUACCGGGCUUUUCUCCUUAUUAUGCUCCCCAGAUCCCUGGCGCCCUGCAGAGCGGGUACCUGCAGCCUAUGUAUGGCAUGGAAGGCCUGUUCCCCUACAGCCCUGCACUAUCGCAGGCCCUGAUGGGGCUGUCCCCGGGCUCCCUACUGCAGCAGUACCAGCAAUACCAGCAGAGUCUGCAGGAGGCAAUUCAGCAGCAGCAGCAGCAGCGGCAACUACAGCAGCAGCAGCAGCAAAAAGUGCAGCAGCAGCAGCCCAAAGCAAGCCAAACCCCAGUCCCCCCGGGGGCUGCUUCCCCAGACAAAGACCCUGCCAAAGAAUCCCCCAAACCAGAAGAACAGAAAAACGCCCCCCGUGAGGUGUCCCCACUCCUGCCGAAACCCCCUGAAGAGCCAGAAGCAGAAAGCAAAAGUGCGGACUCCCUCUACGACCCCUUCAUUGUUCCAAAGGUGCAGUACAAGUUGGUCUGCCGCAAGUGCCAGGCGGGCUUCGGCGACGAGGAGGCGGCGAGGAGCCACCUGAAGUCCCUCUGCUUCUUCGGCCAGUCUGUGGUGAACCUGCAAGAGAUGGUGCUUCACGUCCCCACCGGCGGCGGCGGCAGUGGCGGCGGUGGUGGUGGCGGCGGCGGCGGCGGCGGCUCGUACCACUGUCUGGCGUGCGAGAGCGCGCUCUGUGGGGAGGAAGCUCUGAGUCAACAUCUCGAGUCGGCCUUGCACAAACACAGAACAAUCACGAGAGCAGCAAGAAACGCCAAAGAGCACCCUAGUUUAUUACCUCACUCUGCCUGCUUCCCCGAUCCUAGCACCGCAUCUACCUCGCAGUCUGCCGCUCACUCAAACGACAGCCCCCCUCCCCCGUCGGCCGCCGCCCCCUCCUCCGCUUCCCCUCAUGCCUCCAGGAAGUCUUGGCCGCAAGUGGUCUCCCGGGCUUCGGCAGUGAAGCCCCCUUCUUUUCCUCCUCUCUCCUCAUCUUCAACGGUUACCUCAAGUUCAUGCAGCACCUCAGGGGUUCAGCCCUCGAUGCCAACAGACGACUAUUCGGAGGAGUCUGACACGGAUCUCAGCCAAAAGUCCGACGGACCGGCGAGCCCGGUGGAAGGUCCCAAAGACCCCAGCUGCCCCAAGGACAGUGGUCUGACCAGUGUAGGAACGGACACCUUCAGAUUGUAAGCUUUGAAGAUGAACAAUACAAACAAAUGAAUUUAAAUACAAAAAUUAAUAACAAACCAAUUUCAAAAAUAGACUAACUGCAAUUCCAAAGCUUCUAACCAAAAAAAAAAAAAAAACAAAAAAAACAAAAAAAAAAACAAAAACAAAAAAAAAAAAAGAAAAAAAAAGAAAAAGCGUGGGUUGUUUUCCCAUAUACCUAUCUAUGCCGGUGAUUUUACAUUGUCUUUUUUUCUUUUAAUAUUUAAAAAAAAAAAUGCCCUAACCCUGUUACAUUGUGUCCUUUUGAAGGUACUAUUGGUCUGGGAAACAGAAGUCCGCAGGGCCUCCCUAAUGUCUUUGGAGCUUAAACCCCUUGUAUAUUUGCCCCUUUUCAAUAAACGCCCCACGCUGAUAGCACAGAGGAGCCCGGCAUGCACUGUAUGGGAAAGCAGUCCACCUUGUUACAGUUUUAAAUUUCUUGCUAUCUUAGCAUUCAGAUACCAAUGGCUUGCUAAAAGAAAAAAAGAAAUGUAAUGUCUUUUUAUUCUCAGGUCAAUCGCUCACACUUUGUUCUGUUUUCAGAAUCAUUGUUUUAUAUAUUUUAUUUUUUGUUUUUUUUUUGUUUUGGUUCCAGAAAAGAUUUUUUGUUUUGUUAAUUUAAAAACGGGCAGAAAGUAUUCGAGAAAAACAAUGUGAACUGCUUUAGCUUUCUGGGGAUUUUUAACGAUAGCUUUUCUGCUGAAGCCAAUUUCAAGGGGAAAAGUUAAGCACUCCCACUUUCAGAAAAAAAAAAAAACCCCACAUACACAAAGAGUGUUGAGGACUUGUAGCUUAAAAAAAUAAGUUUUAAAAACUGACUUUCUGUAUUUAUGAUAGCUAUGACCAUUUUUGGUGUUGAGUAGAUUGUUGCAUUGGAAAUGAACUGAAGCAGUAUGGUAGAUUUAAAAGGAAAAAAAAAAAAACCUUUUGUGUACAUUUAGCUUUUUGUAUGGUCCAGCUGACAGCUCCUCAUUUGAUGUUGUCUUGUUCAUUCCUAGCAAAUAGAUUGCAAUCCGUUGAUUCGCCUAAGCUUUUCUCCCCUUCGUCCCUUAAUUCCACUUUCUCUUUCCUUGUCCCACCUCCCAUAUCCUAUAAUCUCCCACUUAAGGUAGCUGCCUUCAUUUCUUAGAGGGAGCUGCAGAAUUAUUUUAUAAAACUAAAGAAAGAAUUUCAAGGGAUUCUAGGGGUCAUUAGGAUCCUCACAGAUUAUUUUUGGUUGGGGAGUUGAAACUUUUUAAAGGCAUAUAAUCCUAGUUACCUGUGUCUGUUAGCCUUGUGCAUUUAUUUUUUAUUUACCCUUCUUUUGGCUUUUCUUUGUACCCCUUCUUUUCCUCCUUGUUUGGUAGAUGCUUCAAAUAUUCUUUUCCUAUACUAAAGCAUUUGUUUCCAUUUGUGUAAUUGGCUGUGUACUUUUCUUUUCUAAAAAAGUUUUUGGUUAGGGAUUUGGUUUUUGGUUUUGUGUUUUUCUUUCCUCUCUCAGAAAAAGAAAUUUCAUGCUUUAAAUAAAAUCCAAAGACACACCCUUUCACUGCUGGUGCAGAAAAAAGGGAAAGGGUUCUUGUUACUUGAGAAUUUGUUUCUGAUUUAAACAAACAAGACUUAGUUUAAUAAAAGAAAGAGAAAAACAAAAGAUUCCCAGGUUGUUAUGUGCUUCUUCUGCACGCAGAGGGGCAACUGUUAAUGACAAUUCCAUAUACCAAAAGACACAUUUUUUACUUCAAAGUUUUGUCCUUGUGUUAGGCAGUCUGAGCGGCGAGUGAUCCAGAGCGCAGCCAACAAAGCAGCAGAUAGCAAUGUACAGAAAGCAAAAACGGAAUUAUAUGUGAGGCACUUGUUUAUGUUAAUAUCCAUGUUCCUGUAACACACAACGCAACACACAACCUUUCUCAUGUAAAAAAAAAAAUAAACAGUCUGAACUUUGAAAACUUUGUGCUGCUAAAACAACAUAGAUUUUGGAGACAAAUAGAUGCUUUGCUGUUUCACUUUCAUAGCCAAACAUCAAGAGAAACCAUCUCCCCUUGCCCCUAAAGUGUGAAAUCCUUCUCCCCUUCAUUUUCUUCCUUAUGUUUCAAAAGGGAACUUUGAAGACUGUGAAUGCAGGUUCCAUUGGUCACCUUUCGGGCUUGUUUCCCCAGUGCUGAAGCCACUCAUCGACUUUGCAAAAGACUGGAGCAUUCCAAGAUCUGAAAAUGGAUUUUUUUCUUUUUUUCUUUUUUAGCCGGGACUAUUUUAUUUUUAUGAAUUUGUUUUUAGUUUAAUGAAAUAGUAGAUCCUGAAAUGUUGUACAUAUUUCUAACUAGGCUGAUGCACAGUGCAAAUUCCUUUUCUAAUUGUUUUUUUAAGUAGAAAUACUAAAUACCAUCUAACUAUUCAUACCAGUAUCCAGUUGUAGCAUAAGGUGUCAAAAGCAAGUACGCAAAACAUUUACUGUUUUAACAAGCUGUUUCCUUUUAACAAGAAAUCUUAUAUUUCUCCCUGUGUUUGAGAUGAACAUUUUUAAAUUUUAAAGUUGUACAGUUUUUUGUUUUCCAUUAUUUUAUCUUGUUUGUAACUCUAUGAAAUAUAUAUAUAUUUUUUGCCAUUUAACUGUUGUAUGUUACUCUGUGUCUGUACCAUAUAGAAAAAAAAAUUUUGUUUUUAGUUCUCUAUGUGAUAUCAGUUAACAAUUUAACACUAGCUUUACCUGUCAAAUUCUGCUAGGUCUUUUCUGAAAACAUUGUUUUUAAAAAUGAUAUUGCUUGGUAAUAGUGCAAUUUCUAUCCCUUUCCCUCCCCCCUCAACGUUAAGUUCUUUUCUUUAUAAUUUUGCUGCCCCUCCCCGAUGGUUUGGGUUUUUUUUUGGGGGGGGGGGCUAUUAUGCCAUCCUCCCUCUGUGAGGCAGAAUGACUGUCAGUGUUUUGUUACACCAUGCCUUGAGCUGUGGGUGUGUUUGGCGACAAUAAGGUGGUUGAAUAGAUUGGCUGAGCAUGCUUCCACCCACCCAGUGUUCUCAGAGGGGUUAUGUGAUUGUGUCAGCCUGGAGUGGGUGGCACCCUUAAUGCUUUUCUCUACAACUCUACCGCCCACAUACAUGUUCAUUCAAAAAAGUAAGAAAAAUUCUCAGCACUAACCCAGAAGUAGCAAAGCAGUCAGUGAUGGUGAACAUUAGAGGUCAAACAUAAGUUAGGUGUUUGUCGGCUGACAGCCACUGUGGCUGUGACCACUAAUAUUCACAAAUCAAGAGUUCACUACAAUGCUCAACUGUUUAGAUUGAUCUCACUCGGGGAAUUUAUUCCUGUCUGCUGCAUCAUAGGUAGCUAGGUAGGAUAUAUUUCCAUUAGCUUUCUAAAUUAGUUAUUCACCUCCAUUGACACUUGUUUUUUGGUUUUCUCCCUGUAGUGUGGGUUGGUGCUAGAUAGUGGUCUGUCAUAGUACCAUACUGACCCACAGAACGGGAGUUAUAUCACCCAUCUUUCCUCCAUCCUUCCAAAAACCACACCUCUACACAAGGAAAAGUUUAAUAAUUCUAGGAAAUUUUUUUUAAUUAAAAGUAAAGAGAUGAAUGUGGCCAAAGUUUUACACAACUGAAAAUAAAAGUAAAACAGACGGCAUGUGUUUAAACCUGAGUUUAUCAGGCAUGGCAGGAAGUUGCAGGAGAGAGAGGCAGUGACCCAAGCCAGUGCACUUGAUGUUCAUGGACAUAUAUUUUUUUAAAUAAUAAAUUAAAACAUUUUAAAUAGAAGCAUAAAUUGAGUUGGAUAUUUGUUGGCGCUGAGAUACUGCCCACUGUGAAACAAAGCUUUGACUAGUUUUUUUUUUGUUUGUUUACUUUCUUCAGGGGGGAGGGGGGCAAGUUUGGGUAGGAAAGAAAGCAUAAAUGAACGUGACCCUGAGGUGAAGAGGUAUAUGAACAGCCUUUGCAAUGUACAAAAAGAAAAAAAUAAAAAACAAAAAAAAUAGAGCAAGUGAAACCAAAAAUGAUGUUCUUGGUGUUUUUCUAUAAUGUAGUCUUGUUAGCUUUUUUGUUACUGUAACAAUGCUGAUCUCGAACUGUACCAAAAUACAUGGAGACUAACAAACAGAACCACAUGGAACUUUCAAACUGAAAAAAAAAUUUGUCACAAAAACUUUGUUGUCAUAGUUAAGUUGAUUGUAGAUGGUAAUUGAAUAUACUCCUUUGAAAAUAUUUCAUCAAGUAUGUUUCCUGCUCAUUGUGAUACAUUAAAAAAAUAUGAGCAAAA